AUGAAUGCACCACCACCGCAUCCGUUUGACCCUCUGAGGCCGGAGGAGAUAUCAAGAGCCUCGCGCAUAGUGUGUCCUCACUUUGGAAGCCAAGAGCCAAACUUUCGCGUCAUUACCCUCCUCGAGCCCGCAAAGAAGCAGAUGCUCUCUUAUCUCGAACAAGAACUCAUAGGUCAAGUGGCAGAACCUCCCACUCGCUAUGCUCGAGUCGAAGUGUCAACCAAGAAAGAUCCUAGCGGAACCCAACUCUUUGAACUUAUUGUAGAUCUCGAUAACAACAGCGUUGUCAAAAAGCAGCAUGUCGAAGGGAAACAUUCCUACAUUGAUACUAACUUUAUGAAAGCUGUUGAAGAAGCUUGUCUUGCUGAUGAGAAGGUCCAAGCUGAGAUUAAGACUCUUAAUAUUCCUGAUGGGGCUACUGUGGUUGUUGAGCCAUGGGCUUAUGCGACGGAUGGGAUGAAUGAUAUGACUGAUCGAGUUACUAUGUGCUGGUUCUAUCUACGACUGUUGGAGAACCCAGAUGCGAAUUACUACGCCUACCCUUUGGACAUAUGCGCUGAAGUAUCAGAGUCUCUUGAAGUCACAAAAGUGUACCGCCUACCGACAACGCCAGACGAAAGAAUUCACACCGAGACGAGGCCAUUCGAUCGUCGACGAAUUCACAAUACCACCAAGAGCGAAUAUCAUCCUGACUUAAGACCAAGCCCCAGAGCUAGCACUAAGCCAUAUCAAGUGGUCCAACCUGAUGGACCCUCAUUCAACAUCAACGGCAAUCACUUGCGAUGGGAGAAAUGGGAUCUUCGCGUCGGCUUCAAUUAUCGAGAGGGCCUCACUCUUCACGACAUUCGAUACGACGGACGAAGCCUUUUCUAUCGGCUUUCGCUAGCUGAGAUGUUUGUUCCCUACGGUGAUCCGCGGUCUCCAUACCCACGCAAGGCUGCUUUCGAUCUUGGUAACGAUGGAGCUGGCAUUAACGCCAAUAACUUACAGCUUGGCUGCGAUUGUCUAGGCACCAUCAAGUACUUCGACGCUUAUCAUAAUACACCAUCGGGCGAGCCUAUGAAACUGCCAAAUGUUAUCUGUUGCCACGAACAAGAUGAUGGAAUUUUAUGGAAGCAUACAAACUUUCGCACGAACAACCCCGUCGUCGCUAGGUCUCGAGUCCUUGUUCUGCAGACCAUUAUUACCGUUAGCAACUACGAGUACAUUUUUGCAUGGCACUUUUAUCAAGACGCCUCAAUCAAUUAUGAAGUCCGUGCGACUGGUAUCUUAUCAACUGCGACAACCUCCAUGGACCACAAGGGCGGCUACCCAUACGGAACUGUUGUCGCACCGGGGGUCUUGGCGCCAUACCACCAACAUCUCUUUAGCCUUCGCAUUGAUCCCGCAAUCGACGGCCAUGAAAACUCUCUCGUGGUAGAGGAGUCAAAGUCGCUUCCGAUCGAUGAUCCAGCUGUUCACAAUCCUUUCGGAGUGGGUUAUGUCACCGAGAGCCAGACCAUUGAGGAAGAAGGCGGUUUCGAUCUUGACUUCACUAAAGCGCGAACCUUCAAAUUCAUCAACGAGAACAAGAUCAAUCCAAUUACAGGCACACCAAUCGGUUUCAAACUCAUACCUUUCUACAGCCAAAUGCUUCUCGCCCACUCAGAUUCCUUCCACGCCAAGCGCUCCGAAUUCGCCGAGCAUGCAGUCUGGGUAACAAGACACGAAGACAACGACCAUUUCCCCGCAGGCAGAUACACGAUGCAAUCUUCCGGCGGUGACGGACUAGCGUCAGUAAUUGCGAAGCGCCGAAACACAGGCGUGGCUCAGUCGGUGAGGAACCAAGACAUUGUUAUCUGGCAUACCUUCGGGUCGACGCAUAAUCCCAGGAUUGAGGAUUGGCCGGUUAUGCCAAGCGAAAAGCUCACCGUAGGGCUUAAGCCAGUUAAUUUCUUUAUGGGCAAUCCGGGCUUGGAUGUUGCGCCUUCGACGCAGGAGACCAACAAAAGUGUGCUAUAUGCAGGAGAGAAUGAGGCUACUGCAUGUUGUGAUACGGGGCUAUGA
Messenger RNA from Fusarium coffeatum, 2046 nucleotides. RefSeq lists its product as uncharacterized. Gene Ontology annotation, molecular function: primary methylamine oxidase activity; copper ion binding; quinone binding. Bases 1 to 2046 code for a protein of 681 amino acids. The transcript has 3 exons. Gene Ontology annotation, biological process: amine metabolic process. NCBI's taxonomy places the organism in Eukaryota, Fungi, Ascomycota, Sordariomycetes, Hypocreales, Nectriaceae. The record is from RefSeq and is a predicted model, not a curated record.